UGAAUUAAACGAAGGGAAUAUGGAAAAAUCCAGACCCUCUGAAGAGAGUAUUUCCCCAACUGGCCAAAUACCUAAGAGGUGGAGGUCAAGAAACUAAAAGAAGAAAAAGAAAUGCAUAACAUAACCUCCAUGGACUUAAUGUCAAGGUCAAGUUAAGUCAAGUUAAUGAAGGGACAAUAAAAAUUGAUAAGGACUUCUGUAUGAGCUUUCGUAACGUUCGGUUGUGUGACAGUUCAGUGUGGAAGUGAUAAUUCAAAAAAAACGCAGGCGGCAAAAACAAAAUAGGAACUACAUAAUAGAGCUACAGAAAAACAAGAAGAAGGACAAGGACCACAUAGGACCAAAAAAAAAAAAUAGAUCUGAAGUUGACAGGACACCUGGUUGUGCAUUGCCUUGAGCAAGACGCGCAUAACCAAUAACAUGUACUGGGUAAAUGAUUAAAAAAAAAUCGAAACCCAAAAAAAAAGGAAGAAGAAGUAAAAAUUGAUAAUAUAAUUAUAAAUUCAAAUAUUCCGUUGGUCGUUGGUUAAUAUAUUCUUAAGAUGGAAUAUAAUGAAAAUAUUAAAGAUUCUAGAAGCCAAGAAAUAAUAACAUGUAUUAAAGAUGAAGGAGAUUUUACAAAGGAAGAUGACUAUAACAAUAAAGAAGUUAAAUCUGAAGUAGAUGAAUACCGCUUUGAAAGCAGUUAUGGACAGGAAUGUGUAGAUGAGUAUAGUUCAGAUGAUAUUAAAAUAGAAAACCAUUUAUUAGAAUAUGUAUCUAAUGAAAGUAAGGUUGAAAUAACAAAUGAACUGGAGAAGUCUAGCAUUGUUGUUCCAAAGGAUAUUUUAAUGGAAAUUACCAAACCGUUCAAUGCUCUCAAAGUUAAUUUGAAAAGUUGUACAGGAAAAAGACCAUACAAAUGUGAAAUUUGUAGUAAACAGUUUACUCAACUAGGUAGUUUAAUGUACCAUAUGAGAGUUCACAGUGUAGAAAGAUCUUAUAAAUGCGUAAUUUGUAGUGAGCAGUUUACUACUACAAAAGGUGUAAAGGGUCAUAUGAGAAUUCACAGUGGUGAUAAACUUUAUGAAUGUGAAAUUUGUAGUAUGCAGUUUCCUCAUCUAGGUAGUUUAAUGAAUCAUAUGAGAAUUCACAGUGAACAAAGAUCUUAUAAAUGCGUAUUUUGUAAUAAGCAGUUUACUACUACAAGUUUUUUAAAGGGACAUAUGAGAAUUCACACUGGUGAAAAACCUUAUGAAUGUAAAAUUUGUAGUAAGCAUUUUACUUUAAGAGGUACUUUAAGUACUCAUAUGAGGGUUCACACUGGUGAAAAACCAUAUGAAUGUGAAAUUUGUACUAAGCAUUUUAUUGUAAAAGUUACUUUAGAUAAUCAUAUGAGAGUUCACACUGGUGAAAAACCAUAUAAAUGUGAAAUUUGUAGUAAGCAUUUUACUGCAAAAGGUAAUUUAAAUCGUCAUAUGAGAGUUCACUCUGGUGAAAACCCAUAUAAAUGUGAAAUUUGUACUAAACAUUUUACUUCAAACAAUAAUUUAAAUAGUCAUAUGAGAGUUCACACUGGUGAAAAACCAUAUAAAUGUGAAAUUUGUACUAAGCAUUUUACUACAAAAGGUAAUUUAAAUGAUCAUAUGAGAGUUCACACUGGUGAAAAAUCAUAUGAAUGUGAAAUUUGUAGUAAGCAUUUUACUGCAAAAGUUAAUUUAAAUAAUCAUAUUAUGAGGGUUCACUCUGGUGAAAAACCAUAUAAAUGUGAAAUUUGCCCAAAACACUUUUCACAAAAACGUUCUCUAAGUAGACAUAUGGCAGUUCAUUCUGGCAAUAAGCAAUAUAUUCAAUAGCACAAUUUAAAUAAUAAUACAAAAAAUCAUAAACAAAGUCUUUAUAAAUGAAAUAUUCAUGUUAAGUACACUCCUGGUCAAAAAAACCGAAGCUAGGACAAUUAAUCCGCGGAAAAAUACUCCAGGACAAAAAAUCGCUACAAAUUAUCCCUGGACGAAAAAUCCCCAGACAAACAAUCCAGGGACAAAAAAUUCCCACAAAAAAUCUCCGGACAGAUAAUCCCUGGACAAAAAAUCCCCACAAAAAUUUCCGGGCAAAAAAAAUCCAAGAAAAAUUUGCUGCUGAAUAGUUCUCUAAAAGUUUUCCCGUGAAUGCAAUCGACGCAAAUGUUUUUCAGCCUCAGUGCAUGAGAGUUAUAGCAAUCGCCUUGAAACCACUUUUCGGCACGAAAAUAAUGAUUAGCAACUAAAAUUAAGCAUAAAUUGUAAUUUCGAUUACCAAAUUUCGAAUUCCAAUUGUGAUUUUUUCCAAAAAUUGUGGAAGAUAUGUGGAAUAAGCUAAGGCUGUGAGAAUCAUGUAAUUAUUCGCUUAAAUCUUUUGCUCAUUCUGCUUUGAAUAACUCUGUUCAAAACAUUGUCUAUUCGUGAUGAUAACUGCUGGUCCUGAAAACGAUCAUCUUGAUUGUAAUUAAGGUGACCAACUGUACUCAUUUUACACCGAGUUUUGUACUCUUUUUCGCAAACCGUACUCUAUUCAAAUCCUGUACUCUGAAAGUACUCAUUUGUAUAAUUUGAUACUCAUUUGUAUUUCGAAAACAUUUUUUUAGAUUAUUUUAUUUCAAUUUUAUUAAUUAAAUAUUUAAUUUUAUUUAUUUUUAUUAAUUUAUUUUUUCUGUUUUCACGAUUGUAACGCCUUGCUAUUUGCUGAUGACUUGAAGUGCUUUAAAGUUAUAAAAAAUCAUUAUGAUGCUGCCAUAUUGCAAUUAGAACUGACUAACCCCUCUGUAUGGUGUUCACUUAACGAUAUGAACCUUAAUUCCAGCAAAUGUCAUGUAAUUAACUUUAACCGUACUCACCCAAUAUUAUCAAACUAUUACAUUGAUGGCCAAUUGCUCAACACUGUAAAUAAAAUCAAUGACUUGGGGAUUACACUGGGAAAUUCUCUUUGUUUCAAUACUCACAGCAUCAAUGUUAUUCAAACAUCUAUGAAAAUGUUGGGUUUUGUAAAAAGAACAACUCGUGAUUUUACAAACGUAUCCAGUAUUAGAGUUCUUUACUUCUCCUUGGUCAGUUCUCACCUCGAGUAUUGUUCUUCAGUGCGGUCCCCACACUACUUGGUCUACAUUAGGAAACUUGAACAAGUCCAAAAUAGUUUCUUCCGUUACAUUGCUUUUAAGUUUCAUACCUAUCAAGAUUACACUGUAUGGCAGCACCAACUGCAGGUCCCCUCUCUUGCAAGCCGGAGAAAACAAAGGGAUCUUUUCUAUUAUUCAAGAUCUUAAAUGGUAUAUGCAGUUGUUCUCAACUACUUAAUAAGAUCGCACUGUUUGUACCACCUCGCACCACUAAGACAAGUGCGAACAUUUUAUGUACCCUUCCAUAGGUUUAAUUAUUCACUUUUUUCGUUCGUACCCAGAGUCUUGAAUUUAGUAAACUCCCUUUACAAUUUACAAAUGCUUGACAACUCCAUCAGUUGUUUUAAAAGAAAUUUACAUAAGAUCAAUAUUUGAGUGAAACGUCUGUAAUUUGUUAACUUGUUUUUAUGUUAAUAUUUCCUAUUAUAUAUUUACUUCUAUAUUAUAUUUAUAUUUCUGUAUGUCUGUUUUUUCAAAUUAUGUUAUUGUUAUUAUACGUAUUUAUGUAACACUGUAUGUUCAAUUAAAAAAUGUAAUGUAUUUUUAUAGAAUUGGGCUUGCCCGUAAAAAAAAUGGUUAUUCAUUUUUGAAAAAAAAAAUAUUUAAAAUUAUUUUGACAGUGAUUUGAAUUUCACGCACGCAUAUUGCUUGCCGUUUCCGGCACGUCGCGUCGUCAGGGCGAGUAAAUUUAUAUUUAAAUGAAGAAAAAUUGAAGAAAUGGAACCAUGAGAACCUUUCGGCAUUUUAGAGUAGAACAUAUCCCACAUGAAAAUUUAAAAGUUUUAAUAGAAAUUUCCUUAUGCUGUCCAGACACUAAUGUUGCUGUUGAAACUAGGGUUUCACUGUGUUUUUACUAGGGAAUGAUUAUUGGAGCAGUGAGAAGUCACAACUUUCUGUAAAAACAUUAUCUGCCGUCUUAACAGUCAAAUAUAAUAUGCAAAAUGAAAGUUGUUCGGAUGUGGUUACAUUAUUAGACGAACAUCCUUAUUUAGCAAAAAAUCCACUCCGUAGAAAAAUAUGUUUAAAAAAAAAAUUGGUAGUUUUUUAUCGUUUUUUCUUCUUUUUUUUUCGCCUAUGAAAUACUUGAAAAGUGUAUUCUUUUUGAACAAAAAUAGUUGGUCACCUUAUUGUAAUGCAAAAAAUCCUGUUCCUUCUUGUGAAUUUAACGUCAAAAAUAUUUAGUAAUCAUAUCAUCAAUGGCGUUAUAACUCUUCGAGAGUCUUUGCCGUGUUUACUAUUGCCUUCCAUGUUUUUCGGUCCUGUGCCACUAUUUCCCAUUGUCUCACUCCCAUUUUCUCUGACUGCAUCUUUCCGUCUUUUUUUAGGCCGUCCUAUAGACCAUCUUCCAUCUGUCUCUCCCCGAGCAGCUCCGUCUGGUUUUAUUUGUGGAUUGUUUAAAGUUUUUUUAUGGAUGCACACAGAUCCUCAACUACGUUUUUUAAAAACCGGAUAUCGAAUAGUAAUGCUCAUAAAUUUGUUCUUAAAAGCACCAAAAAAGUGAAAAUAAUCGAAAAGCUUUGCAUACUUUUCUCGCGAUUCGUGGUUCUGAGUCUAAGAUCCUCGAAGAGUUAUAACGCCAUUGAUGAUGAUGAUGACUUUUUUUUUUGGAUUGAGGUGGAACGCUCUUAGCAGACUAGGGAAGGUGUCCCUAGUACUGUUGGACUCGGACAGGAGAGGAGAACACGCUAGGACCCACACACCAGAGUAUGAUCCAUGCGUCUCGCGUGUCCCCCAUAACCAGCCGCCUACCAACUAAAACCACCCCCUCUUCCGACCCGGAAAAUCCCUGGACGUGUUCCUUAGCGAACGAUACUUGGGGAUAUUCCGCGCAGUCUGUGAAUGGAAGCCUCAAAAGGAGGAAAAAUUUUCGUGAUCCCAUACUAUUCAUGCCCGCCUAAACGCGGCAGACAGAUAGAAGGGUGGAUUUUUAUAAGGAAGCACAUUAGCACCUGCCUGAAUCAGCAGGGGGAAGUAACUCAAAUCCUGUUACAGGAUAAAUUGGUCUCUUCUAGAGGAGAAACUGAGAAUGAGCCCUAGGAAAGAAAUAGGGUCAUGUGUCUCUUACGCCGUAAAUAUAAGUGUGUUACAGUGUCUUUUUGUUAAUAAAUAUUUUGUUUUUUUUAUUUUUAUAUUUUUUAAAUUUUUUUUGCCCACCUCAACCGUUUUGCUCAACCCGUUCAUUUAUUAUUUUUGUGACCGCGUCUAUUAUAAAUUCAAAAUUAUUUUUAUUCUCGAUAGCAAUAUUUAUUAUAUUAUGUGGGCCUAUGUCGCCCAAUCUAUUCCGAAGCCUUACCUGUUCUUGAGUAAAAACGCUACAUUGGAAAACGCAGUGUUCUGCGUCCUCCCUCACGUGACAGGCAUAGGUCCGGCAUAGGUCGUCAUUCGCUUUUCCGAUUCUGUGCGUGAACGAUCUGAAAGACCCAUGUCCGGUCAAGAAUUGGGUAAAAAAGAAAUUGACCCUCUUAAACCUGCAGCGGUACCACAGCCCCACGUUCGGUAUGAGCUUUUUAGUCCAUUGCGCCUUGGUGUGCUCCGCCUCCUACUCUAUCUGCCAUUCUGUCAGGAGCCACUCGCGGGCGGCCUCUCUUACCUCCGGCAAGUGUCCAUUUUGUUGUUCGUAUAUAUACUGACGUUCCUUGGCUAGCAGAUGGAUCGGGGGAGUGCCCGCUAUCACCUGUAGAGCCGUGGUAGAUGUGGUCUUGUAUGCACUGACCACGUUUAACAGAGGUUUCCUCUGCGCCUUAUUUAACAUAUCUUUAUAUUUUUUAUAUCGUAGGACCUCUAUCCAGACUGGGACCCCGUAUAGAAGGGUGGACUGCACAGUAUGUAGGUACAGUCUCCUCUUGGCACUACCUGGCCCUCCGAUAUUAGGUGUUAUUUUUCGAAGGGCCGUAGUUUGUGCCUCGGCCUUUCCUACCACCCUUACUAGGUGUUUAGUAAAUCCCAGUCCUCGUUGGAGGUCUAUUCCAAGAUAUUUGGCGCAUGAGGAGGGCUUGACCGCGUUGUUUCCAAGACGGAACAACAAGUCUGGUCCACUUCUCGGUGCCUUAAGGACCACCACCUCUGUCUUACUGCCUGCAAGCUCAAGAUCCUGCUCGGUCAUCCAGUCAUUCACGCAUCUAAAGCAUCGGUCGACACUAUCCACUAGUUCCCAGUGAUAUUCGUGGGUCACUAGUAUGGCUAAAUCGUCGGCGUACGCGACCGCUUCGCAAUCGCGCCCGUAAUCUAUUCGCAGCACCCCGUCGUAUAGGAUAUUCCAAAGUAUCGGUCCAAGGACCGAUCCUUGUGGAACACCUGCCGUGAGCUUCAUACUUUUACUUUUGUUUAUCGUAAUAUGCCUAUUGGAUAGAUAGCUUUUAAUCACGUUUGACGUGUCCCUGACGUUGUCCAUGAUGUGCUUGACAGCAUCUACCGCCGAUCUCGCCCUCCUGAAGCCAUAUUGUCAGAGAUAGCGUUCGCGGCAUCUAACUCCGCUAGCAAGCGGUUCUUCACAACGUUUUCAUAUAACUUGUCUAGGCAGUCAAGAAGACAGAUCGGUCGAUAGGAGCUGGCCUCUUCCGGAUCUUUACCGGGCUUCGGAAUAAGUGUGAGGCGUGCCCGUUUCAGCUCAUCAGGGAAAACCUGGGACGUAAGUAGCUGGGACAGUGCGGAUCUUACCAACUUGGGUUGUACCGCGACCAAGAUCUUAAUCGCCUCCGGUGGCACCCGAUCAGGUCCCGGCGACCUCCUCGUCUUAAUCGCUUCCACAGCUCUGGCGAGUUCCAUGGGGGUAACGGCUUCCGGGCGUUCACAUACAGCCGGCACGAACAGCAAGUCAGGCCUCAUGGGGAAAAGGAAGUUUGCAAUGUCGGGUUUCCUUUCUUCAGUGAUCCUAUAGGGAGUUUCGACUCUGAGGGUUUUGGUAGCUAUCCUAUAGGCCUCUCCCCAGAUGUCGUCUUCAAGUGCAUCGCACAGGUUCGUCCAACACAUGCGCUUGGACCUCUUUAUGAUCUUAUUGAGGUUCUUCUUGGCGCUUUUAUAUGCCUCCCUGGUCUGUAGGGUUCUUUCCCUCUGUGCGAUACGCCUCAGUCUAAAACAAUUCUUGCCUUGCCAGUUUUGCACCUCCUCGUUCCACCAGUACGGCACCGUAUAAGAAGCCUGAGUGCUGCUCGUGCUUGCCUUAUGCAUGAUGAUGAUGACUAAAUAUUUUUGAAGUUCAAUUUACAAAAAGGAACUGGAUUUUUUGCAUUACAAUCAAGAUUAUCGUUUUCAGGACCAGCAGUUAUCAUCACGAAUAGACAAUCUUUUGAACAUAUUUAUUCAAAGCAGAGUGUGCAAAAGAUUUAAGCUAAUAAUUACAUGAUGUUCACAGCCUUAGCUUAUUCCCCAUAUCUUCCACGAUUUUUGAAAAAACUCACAAUGGAAUUCGAAAUUUGGUAAUCGAAAUUACAAGCCAUGCUUAAUUUUAGUUGCUAAUCAUUAUUUUCGUGCCGAAAAGUGGUUUCAUGGCGAUUACUAUAACUUUCAUGCACUGAGGCUGAAAAACAUUUGCGUCGAUUGCAUUCAGGGGAAAACUUUUAGAGAACUAUCCGGCAGCAAAUAUUUGUUGGGGAGAUUUUGUCGAAAACAAUUUUUGUGGGGAUCAUUUGUGAGGAUUUUUUGUCCGGACCCGUUUUCUCUGACACGGGAGAGAUUAAAUGCCCAGCAAACGACGGCACUGUUGCCAGAUUUACCUUUUUCCUUUUAGCGGGAAUUUUAAAAUUAGUCUAAUGCCACUUUGGUUUUAAAAGAGAGUUCUGUAUUCUUAAAUUUAUAACCUUACUUUUACAAGUAAUUAGGAUUAUUUUAUUUACAUGUAAAUAUUGAAACAAGUAUUGUACUGUGUCAUAAUUUAAAACUAAUGUUGCAGUAUUUUGAAAAAAAAAUGAAGCUCAAAAAAAAUAUACUUAUACAGUACAAAUUAUUUUUUAAUGGGAAUGGAAAUUUACGAUUUCAAAGGUGAAAAUGUGUUGGGAUAGUAUAGAUGGACACUUUUAUUUUAGUAUUAAGUGGUUACAUAAUUAUUCAGAAUAUUAAUAAAAUUACUAGUAAUUUGAAUUAGUUUUAAUAUGUAUUAUAAUAGUAUUAAUCCUCAUCAUGUAUCUGGCUAAAUAGCUAAGCGCUAAAGCCGCAAAAUAAAAAAAAUUGAAAAAAACAUUCUUAGUGGCCUAGCACCUUUACUUUGCCUGGGGCGAGGCGAGUUAAUAAAUUCUAUUUUCUUAUUGCAGUCAUUUUGUGACGGCUUAAGAAGUUACAUUAAUGAUGUCUUUAGGCUGUGAAAUUUUAACCGUAGAAAGACAUCUUUAUGACUUGUAUUUACAUGAUAUAGGGCUUUUCACUCAGUCAUUUGUUUCGAGCUUUUGUCAUGUGUUGUCUAAUAUUAAUAUAUCUAUGUCAUAUGUUAUUGAUAUUGCCAAUGAUACAAACCAAAGACAUAUGACGUAGAUAUAUUAAUAUUAUGUGACACUUGACCGAAGCUCGAAGCAAAUGACAAUCGAUGAAAAGCCCUAUUCAAUAGGGCAUUUCAUUCACAGUCAUUUGUUUCGAGCUUUUGUCAUGUGUCACAUAAUAUUAAUAUAUCUACGUCGUACGUUAUUGGUAUAUACCAAUGAUACAAACCAAAGACGUAUGACGUAGCGUAGAUACAUUAAUAUUAUGUGACUCAUGACAGAAGCUCGAAACAAAUGACAAUCGAUGAAAAGCCCUAUUGGCGUCUGCAUAUCAGGAUCCGGUAAUACUAUAUUAUUUAUCUAUGAUCAGGAUAUUGCUGGGUGUACACAAGUAAACAACACUUUUUUGAUUAAAAGGUUUAUUUCAUUAAAUCAAAACUUACAUGGAUACAAUUUAAAUAAGAUAUUUUUUCUAUUUAAGGCAAUAUAAUAUAAGAUAUAUAUUUUAGUAUAACUCUCCUACAUUAACAAGCUUUAACACAUUCAGUGGCCAUGACGUAUGGGUAGCAUCACGAAGGUUUUACGGAAGGUACUGACGACACAUAAGUUAUGUGAGUAGUACUGUGUAACUAAAUAAAUGAUUUAAGUAUGUGGUACCAGCCAAGUGGAGCUUGUUCGAGAUGGGCACCAAACAUGUUAAUAUGGUCAUGCACAGAGACUUAUACUAUAAUAUGUUAUAUCUCAUAUUGCUCACUAUUGUAAUGAGUGAGCCUGCAUACACGAACUAUAAUAUAUUAUUAUGGUUCUGUGUAUGCAGGCUCACUCAUUACUACUGUAGUGAACAAUAUGAGAUGUAAUAUUAUGAGAUAUACCUAUUAUAUAUUAUGGUAUAGCUCUCCAUGAGUGCCAAGUUUUAAACUUAACUGAUAACAACUAAUGGAUACCCUUUUAUCCAAAAUUUUAUGAAAAUUUUGAAUGGUCAUAUUGGUAUUAAUUCCACAACCCCUUCCUAUAACAAUAGGCCCAUUGUUGGAUGUUAUUGCAGUAGUUCUACUGGAAAUACUUACUAAAAUUGUAUGUAUCUGCAUCACUUAGAAGUCUACCCAAAAAGUUAUUAAUACUCUCUAAACCAUCAUUAAUACAUCUUGUAUACAUAAUAGUAUUUUUUUCAGAAUCAGAUAUUUUAUAAGAUUUACUUACCAUGCCCUAUCUAUGUGCCAGGCACUUAACAGUCUAUUAGGAGCAAUACCCAUUACAUUUGACGAGGCAUUGUAAAAGGUGUCGCUUAUGCCUGAUAUGAAAACAUUUGACUAUACAUAUAAUACCAACACAGACAUGUAUUUAAAAAAAUUGGUAAAUUAAAGUAGGUAUCUUUUCUAUUUGAAAAUAAGAAAGCAGUACAAAAUCCAUUCCCAAAUUCAUCUUUUACUAAUACUGUCAAUAAGUUCAAAGUCAUACGAAUUGAGCCCAUGAGUUCCAUCGAUUGCUAUAAAGGAUUUACCAAACUUAAUUAACAUUUCCUUUUGGCACAGUAUUAAGGAAAUAAGACAAAAAUCAUAAAUGUUAAAUUCAGAAUGAAUAUCCAUUAGUAUGCCCUGUUGUUUGUAAAAUAAUAUUGGACAUGAGUCUGUAAGCAUUCAACCCAAAAAUAAACACUGGUUGCAUCAUCAUUGUACAUAUACCCAUCUUUCAAAUCAAUGCCAUAAGAGAGUUUAAUGUUUGAUAUCUUGUAAGUAAAUCAAUUCUUUUUAAUUCGCCUCCUAUGCUAUUAUGCUAUCCUGAACAGUAUGAAGUUUACUAAAAAAGUAAAAUAUAGGUAUAGGAGAAUCAAACACACUAGUUUGAAAUUGUAAACUGUAGUAAAUAUUCAUGAGUAAUAUUUAAAAAGUGGUUUAGUGACCUCAUAACUGAAAAAUUUGUAUAAAAUGAGUUACUUCGGUUUUCGCUUUAGAAUAAGUGUAUCAGCACCUAUUAAACAGCUUUUAGAGCUGGGAAAGCCUUUUGGAAGCCUUCCGGAAACUUUCCCAGCUGUAAUCGCUGUUUAAUAGCUGCCGAUACACUUAUUCUAAAGCGAAAACUGAAGUAACUCAUGUUAUAAAAUUUUUUCAGUUACGAAGUCCUGCCUUUCCGCCGUCGAUAUGCAAAUAUUUUACUUACAUUUUUGAAGAAAGUCUCAAAAUAAACUUUGAAGAGAUAUUUAUCUGAUUUUGGUAUUUAUGUAAGUGCUCUAUAUCAUCCUCAUGCCCGUAAUGUGUUUUAAAAUAGUUUCAAUAUUUUUAGAUAUGUACUAUACACCAAAUAAACAUUUUGCAGGAUCCUUGGGAUUUUAAAGCUCUUUCUCUAUCUUGUUUUGUAAAAUAAUUUUUUGAGGAUCACAUACAUAUACAUUCAUAAUAAGAUGUUUCAUGUUCUUGUUCUCUUCCUGUACCAUCCAUACAGUGCAAAUCUAAAAAAAACAACAUAACAGGUGAUUACAUGGGCAGUUAUACUACUUACAGCUUACUUUGUAUCUAAUCUAUUAUCUAGUAUUACUCUAUUAGUAUCUACCUACAUAAAACUAUCUUUGAAAUCUAAAUUUUUGAUAUCAACAUCAACCUUAAUACUUAAAAAAUAAAUAAUAAUGUGGAAGUUACACGUACCUACCUAAAAGUUUUUGAAUUGCAAUUUUAUCAACUGGAAAAGACUGCAACAUAAUGAGUUUGAAAUUAUGACACAGCACAAUAUUUAUUGUUUCAAUGUACAUGUAAAUAAAAUAAUAAUAAUAAUCCUAAUCACCUGUAAAAGUAAGGUUAAGAUUUUUGACUUGAGAAAACAGAACUGUCAAAUUUAAAACCAAACUGCUAUAAAAUUUUAAAAUUCCCGCUAAAAGGAAUCUGGCAACAUUGCCGUCGUUUGCUGGACAUUUAAUCUCUCCCCUCUGACACGCAGUGUACAGUCGGAAAACUGAAAGAAUACCCAUUAACGAUCAAAUCAAUCACUUAUUUUGUAUUUGCUGUCUUUUUCUAUAAAUAAUAAACGUUUGUUAUAGAAAAAGACAGCAAAUACAAAAUAAGUGAUUGAUGUGAUCGUUCAUGGGUAUUCUUUCAUUUUUCCGACUGUAUAUACCUUAAAACCCUAUAUCAGAUCAUGUUAAUUGUUGAUAAAAGUUACAAUAAAAAUAAAGUAGGUCAUGAAUUUUAUCAAAAAUUCAAUAUGUGCCCAUUUUUCGUGCCAGUGAGUGUAUUUUCUUUUAGUAAAAAAACAAAUUCUUAUAAUUUGGUUUUUGUUAUUCCAAAGGAUAUUUCAAUGAAAGUUACCAAACCAUUCAAUGCUCCCAAAGUACAUUUGAAAACUCCUACUGGAAAAAGACCAUAUAAAUGUGAAAUUUGUAGUAAGCAAUUUACUCAACUAGAUAAAUAAAUAAAUAAAUAAAUAAAUAA
Messenger RNA from Diabrotica virgifera virgifera (western corn rootworm), 11957 nucleotides. RefSeq names its product zinc finger protein 501-like. Gene Ontology annotation, cellular component: nucleus. The record is from RefSeq and is a predicted model, not a curated record. Lineage: Eukaryota; Metazoa; Arthropoda; Insecta; Coleoptera; Chrysomelidae. The transcript has 3 exons. The coding region runs from base 543 to 1835 and encodes 430 amino acids.